AUGCUCAGGCGUUUCGGAAGAAGCGUGCAAAAAAAAACGGGGGGAAAAACAUGGAAGUGUGAUAAGUGCAAGACUGGUGGCCAGAAAUCUGAGACUGAUGUGGAAGGGGUGUCAACUGAUAGCAUAGUAGCACAGCAACUCCACUCACUUGAACUUAAGAUUGAUGCACUCCUAGCUUUGCCAAGCAAGCUCCAAUCAAUGGAAACAGCUGUGCAGCUUCUGUCGAACAAAUUUGAUGAAUUCAGUGAACGACUGCACGCCCAAGAAACAGCUACGAAAGAUUUGUCGAAGAGAGUCGAUAAGCUAGAGAAAAGCAAGGUAGAUAAAGAUGUGGCUUUGAUGGCACAAGAUUUAGACAAGCUAGAAUAUCGUAGCCGACCCAUGAACCUAGAAAUACAUGGCAUUAGGGAAACUGAGGGUGAGGAUCUUGUGGCAAAAGUGAAUGAAAUUGCGAAACAAAUAUCACUUCCCUCCCUGACCCGCAGUGAUCUUGAAACCAUCCAUCGGCUACCCGCUAAGCCAGGAAAGACUCGUGGCAUUGUUGUGCGCUUCAUGAAUCAGGAAACAAGGGACAACUGGCUCUCAAAGCGGCGACAGCUAAAAAGCGAAAACAGUAACACAUACAUUUGUGAGAACAUGACUCGACAGGCGCGAAAACUGCUCACUAUGACCAAAGAAUGGGCUAGGAAAACGGGUUUUGCAUUCAUGUGGCAUGCCAACGGUAAGGUGCUAGUGAGGCGAGCGAAUGGCGAAAGAGCAGUGGUCAUUCGGGGAAGCGAGGACAUGAUAUGUUUAUCAUGA
Molecule: messenger RNA, 801 nt
Organism: Rhipicephalus microplus (southern cattle tick)
Lineage: Eukaryota; Metazoa; Arthropoda; Arachnida; Ixodida; Ixodidae
Source: RefSeq, a predicted model, not a curated record